UGGCUCACAUUGAAAUAAGCUCCUCUCUGGGGAAUUAGUUUCACAUUGACUUUUGUAUUCGCACUUUGGGUGUUGUCUUGCACCAUCCUCCAUGCCUUACCCAGCGGCAUUUGUUUUAGUUCUCUCGGUGGGCAGCAUGGGGAACACUAGCCAGUUCUGCAGGAACCUAUUGUAUGCGCCAAGUAGAAGAGCAGCUCUGAAUUCGUCCCCAGCCCUGGCAAACCUAGCGGUUUACCCCGACUGGAGCAUUGCCUACCACAGAAAUCUGGAAUCUACCACCGGACACGAAGUCCGUCCAGUCCUGUCCAGUCCCGUCGGAAGAGUGCAAGUCUCCAUAUUACUCCGUAGCGUCAUUGCGUGUGAGCUAGCCCCUGACUGUGACGGUCAAGUAACCAAGGUUAUCUGAAACUGGAGAAAUGACGAGUCUCAACACGAGCCUAGACUCUGCAACUCCCGGUCAGGUACACACGUGGAACGUCGCAAAACAAGGCAGAAAUGGCAGUAAAUCGUUUGGAGAUGUCUGUUCCGAGACGGGUAUGA
Truncatella angustata is the source of this 540-nucleotide messenger RNA. RefSeq lists its product as uncharacterized. The record is from RefSeq and is a predicted model, not a curated record. Bases 92 to 406 code for a protein of 104 amino acids. NCBI's taxonomy places the organism in Eukaryota, Fungi, Ascomycota, Sordariomycetes, Amphisphaeriales, Sporocadaceae. The transcript has a single exon.